Molecule: messenger RNA, 2470 nt
Organism: Sander lucioperca (pikeperch)
Lineage: Eukaryota; Metazoa; Chordata; Actinopteri; Perciformes; Percidae
Product: polynucleotide kinase 3'-phosphatase
Exons: 17
Coding region: 137-1957 (606 amino acids)
Biological process (GO): DNA repair
Cellular component (GO): nucleus
Molecular function (GO): protein binding; ATP-dependent polydeoxyribonucleotide 5'-hydroxyl-kinase activity; double-stranded DNA binding
Source: RefSeq, a predicted model, not a curated record
AACGUUACAUACUUCUUAUAUACGCAGCUGUUAAAUUUCUUUGUUUCGGUUCAUAACUGUAUUAAAGGAGGGGUUCACAAACACCCUAUAAGGCUCAGAGUAACUCGUCUCGCUGCUGUGCUGGUCGCUCGCUCAGAUGUCGUGUAUGCUGGUUAGCCCCUCCGGAGCUCGGGUCCCCCUGGAGAACGGACGAGCUGUGAUUCUGGGCCGGGGUCCGGACACUGGGGUCACCGACAAGAAAUGCUCCAGGCACCAGGUGAAGGUGGUGGCUUGCUUUGCAGACCAGGAUGUGGUUGUUACUCAGCUGGGUCCCAAUCCCAGUUUCCUGGAUGGUGAGAAGCUGGGCCGGAGCCAGUCUGGUAGACUCACCCAUGGAGGCACCCUCUUCCUAGUUAACCAGAGCCACCCAUUUAAACUGCUCUACUCCCUGAGCUCAAAUGGAUCCGCCUCCAGCACUGCACAGAAAGGACAAAAAGCCACAGAUAAGACGAAAGGAGGGAGAAACGGGAAAGAAAAAGAGGCACAGUCGAGUCCAGAACCCAAGCGCAGUAUAAAGGAUUUCUUUUCUACAUCUCCAAUGAAGUCAUCUAAAAGACGGCUGAGCCCAGAGAGUGAAAACCCUGAGGUGAAGCGCCAACGAAGAGACGAGGAGGCCACCGACAGACAAAUGGAGGAAGAGGAAGAGGAGGCGGAGGAAAAAAUGGCAGAGGAAAGGCUCAAGCAGCUGCAGGAGUUGGCAGAGAAGUCUAUAACACAGAGGAGUAAUACCACCCAGCCUUCAUCAUCUUCAUCCUCUUCAACGGGCUGUCUAAAGAGCAGCUGGCAGCAGAUCAGCAACCUGAUGCUUUACACUGCUGCUGGUGUCAAAGGGAGUGACAAGAUUGCUGGGUUUGACAUAGAUGGCUGCAUCAUCACUACCAAGUCUGGGAAAGUCUUUCCCACCACGCCAGAUGACUGGAAGAUUCUGUAUCCUGAAAUUCAGCCCAGGCUGACCAACUUGUUUAAGAAAGGAUACAAGGUGGUGUUCUUCACCAACCAGAUGGGGAUCGCUAAAGGCAAACUGAGACCAGAAGUCUUCAAGUCUAAAGUGGAGGACAUCCUCAACACGCUGCAGCUGCCUGUGCAGGUGUUUGUAGCAACCGGACCUGGUAUCUACAGGAAACCAGUGAUGGGAAUGUGGAAUCACUUGUGUGACAAGGCAAAUGAGGGCGUGACUGUGGACAAGACACAGAGUUUUUAUGUCGGAGACGCUGCAGGUCGUCCAGAGAACUGGGCUCCAGGGAGGAAGAAGAAGGAUUUCUCCUGCAGUGACCGACUGUUUGCUCUGAACAUUGGGUUGCAGUUCCACACCCCAGAGGAGUACUUCCUGGGCUGGAAGAGCGCCCCCUACAGCCUGCCUAAUUUUGACCCUAGGAAGAUUGACUCCACUGCAAGACUGUACGACCCACCGUCUGCCUCUCUCACCUCCAGCAAGACAGAAGUCAUUGUUGCCGUGGGUUUCCCUGCAUCUGGUAAAUCCACAUUCUUCCACACCCACGUCAUUCCAAAAGGCUAUGUGUACGUCAACAGGGACACACUCGGUUCAUGGCAGAACUGUGUGUCGGCCUGUGAGCGUGCUCUGAAAGAAGGCCGCAGCGUCGCCGUGGACAACACCAACCCAGACCCAGAGUCUCGCAAACGAUAUGUGGAUGUAGCCAAGGCAGCCGGAGUGCCGUGUCGCUGUUUCCACUUCUCAGCCUCUCUGGAGCAAGCCAAACACAACAACAAAUUCCGUGAGAUGGCUCCAUCAGACAGCAAACACGCCAAGGUCAAUGACAUGAUUUUCCACAGCUACAAGAAACACUUUGUGGCUCCUGCUCUUCCUGAGGGAUUCUCCGAGAUCCUCCAGAUCCACUUUGUGCCGAACUUUAAAGACAGCCAAUCAGAAACCCUGUACCGGCAGUUUUCUGAGGGCUGAUAGGACAGCUGGCUUCAUAACACCUUUGACUUUCACAUUCUCACUGACACGAAAAAAAAAAAUACAGAUGACAGCCAGUGAAGCAGAUGAGGUGUGAGAUCCAACCAACAAGCAACAGUCAUAGAAAAACACACUAAGUUAGUCAGUAGACACUGAUGUUUUUCUGUUCCAGCUGAUGGACUGUCUGGGCUACCCACUGACAUCUGUGCAGUGCUUUUAUGUCCUAGCUUAUAUGCAUACUGUAUGGCUAAUGGCCUCUAACUACAACAAGUGUUGUUAACUAGACUUGCAUUAAAAGAGGUGUUUUAUCAAAUAACUCAAAGUAUCCAUAUGAAUGUAAUGCAUCAUGCAUGUUGCACAUGUUGAGUUUAGAAAGAAUACAGUGUGAGAACAAGAAGAAUUACUUUAUUUUUAUGUUGUGUAUGAUAAAACAUCUUCCUUUACAAGGGUGUUUACUGCACCACAGCUAUAAAAAUCAACAGUAUACAUUUGACAAUAAAGCUUUAGAAAACA